UGGAUUCAAAGCAAGUCCGUGCCAACAUCUGAGAAAGUUAACUGAAACUCUGCCAGAGGAAUGAGAGUGAAGAUGAUGGAAAGACAUAGUCAGAUUAUUUUAUGGAGCUCACCUGUUAGUGAUGAAGCUGUGAGAUGAGGCAGAAGUUGCUCAAGACUCUUGAUUAGAAUGGAACCAGUUGAUAGAGAGACAUCACCAGAGAUGGAUGACAAAACUAUUACCAUGUUUACAGGAACAGUCCAUUGGUCACACAGAAGCUUUGAAAUCUACCAGAAAGGAGCGAUGUCUGUAGCUAACUGUAGAAUGCAACAAGCCUCAUUGAACCCAAGUCUUGACACUCCUGGAGUGACAGGUCUUUUCUUAAGCUUCAACAAGCCUCGUAGAGAAUGCAACAGCCUCGCAGAGAAUGCAACAAGCCUCGUAGAGAAUGCAACAAGGCUCGCAGAGGAUGCAUCAAGCCUCGUAGAGAAUGCAACGGCCUCGCAGAGAAUGCAACACGCCUCGCAGAGAAUGCAACAAGGCUCGCAGAGGAUGCAUCAAGCCUCGUAGAGAAUGCAACGGCCUCGCAGAGAAUGCAACACGCCUCGUAGAGAAUGCAUCAAGCCCUUCCUGAGCCGUUAGUCUUCAGUGGUGAAUGAUGAUAAAAGUUGAUGCUGCUGAAGCAGAAAAAUGCUUAACAUUUUCUCCUAAGCAAGAUGGAACACCGACUCUCUGUAACGGACUCUACGAAGGAUAAAUACUUUCCCGACUCUCAAGAACUUUGAAUGAAGGAGAUUCCAACCCUAUGGAGCAUAGCAUCGUGAAGAAGUUUUAUCUCAAGACAUAACGUCUGGAUUCAAGGUAAAGGCACUGGACACUAUUGGUUAUUACUCCAAGUAAUUGUUAGCAUAAAA
This is a messenger RNA of Asterias rubens (European starfish), 893 nucleotides long. RefSeq lists its product as uncharacterized. The transcript is spliced from 3 exons. Lineage: Eukaryota; Metazoa; Echinodermata; Asteroidea; Forcipulatida; Asteriidae. The record is from RefSeq and is a predicted model, not a curated record. Bases 169 to 549 code for a protein of 126 amino acids.